Molecule: messenger RNA, 1512 nt
Organism: Dioszegia hungarica
Lineage: Eukaryota; Fungi; Basidiomycota; Tremellomycetes; Tremellales; Bulleribasidiaceae
Product: ergosterol biosynthesis ERG4/ERG24
Exons: 8
Coding region: 1-1512 (503 amino acids)
Biological process (GO): ergosterol biosynthetic process
Cellular component (GO): endoplasmic reticulum membrane
Molecular function (GO): Delta14-sterol reductase activity
Source: RefSeq, a predicted model, not a curated record
AUGGCGUCCGUCCAUCCGGCCGCUAUCGGCUCCUCUGGGUCAUCCUCCUCCGCUCACCCGGCUUCCAAGCCCAACGGCAACCCGGACGAAAUCACCACCACCACCAUCAAGGCCACUGCGCACCUUACGCUCCCCGCGCACCCCGUCCCUCUCACCUACGACCAGCUCAACCCCAAGUCUAUCCCGAAUGAGUUCUACGGUCCAUGGGGAAUGACCGUCGUGCUCUUCUCGACACCGCUGGUGGCGUACUCGUUAUUCUACCUGUGCAACGAGACGACGGGGUGUAUGCCCUCGUCCCCGCGCGCGUGGAGGUUGUUGGGCGACCUCCUGGGCGAUUGGCCCGCUACGAAUGGGCAGUUCUUUGAGGCCUCGGCCAAGCCCGCGGCGGUCUACUUUGGGUUCUUUGCGUAUCUCGUGGCGUGCUGGGUGUUUAUUCCGGUAGAGAAGACGGAGGGGACGUUGAUUAGGGACGGGACGAGGAAGGCGUACAAGCUUAACGGCCUGCACACCCUCUUCCUCACUCUCGGCCUGACCCUUGGCCUCCUCCUCCGCCCCGGCGGAAUCGAAAUGAUGACAUGGCCGUACGACCACUGGGUACCUCUCCUGACAAUCUCCCUCGUCUUCGCCGUCGCGCAGGCGGCGUACUUCCACGCCCAGAGCUACUGGAGUGGGGAGCUGCUGGCUGCUAGGGGUAACUCUGGGAAUUUGAUCUACGAUUACUUCCUCGGCCGCCCGCUCAACCCGACCCUGCCCGGCCUGCCCAACUGGGACGUCAAGACCUUCAUCGAGGUCCGACCGGGAAUCAUCGGCUGGCUCCUCCUCAACAUCUCGUGCGCGUGCGAGCAGUACGUCCGCCUGGGCCGAGUCACCGACUCGAUGGUCCUUGUGCUCCUCUUUGAGGGGUACUACUGCUUUGACAGUCUAUGGAACGAGUCAAACAUCCUCAACCAAAUGGACAUCACGACAGACGGGUACGGCUUCAUGCUUGCCUUCGGAAACCUCGUCUGGGUGCCCUUCACAUUCGGCCUUCAGGCGCGAUACCUCGCCUUCCACCCUGUCGAUCUGGGGCUCACCAAGUCGGCACUGAUUACUGCGUUUGUGGGGCUCGGGAUCUGGAUGUUCAGGGGGAGCAACUCUGAGAAGGACCACUUUAGGAAUGGACGCAACCCGAAGAACCUCACGUAUAUGGAGACCAAGCGGGGAACCAAGCUCCUCACUUCGGGCUGGUGGGGCUGGUCUCGACACCCUAACUAUCUCGGUGACUGGAUCAUGGCUCUUGGCUGGUCCCUCCCUACCGGCUUCACCACGCCCAUCACCUACUUUUACAUUGCCUACUUUGUCGUGCUCCUCUUGCACCGUCAGCAUCGGGACGAUCAUGCGUGUAAGGAGAAGUACGGGGAUGACUGGGACGAGUACUGCCGGAGGGUCCCGUACAAGAUUAUCAAAUACAUCGUGAGUUUUGCGGUGCUCGUCACUGGGCAGGACGAACUGAGCUGGCAAAAGCUGACUUGA